UCUCUCUCUCUCUCUCUCCCUCUCUCUCUCUUCUCUGUGUGUGUAUGUGUGUAUGUGUGUGUGUCUCUCUCUCUUUCCCCUCUUCCCCCUCCCUUCCCAAGCUCAGUAACAUUAAAGCGAAAAUGCUCCUUUCUGUGCCUCCUCGUGCAGGAAUCGCCACUUUUGGCUACAACAAGAGCAACAAGAAGCCUUAUGUCUCAGUGGCCCAACAGAUGGCACCCCCGAGUCCCAGUGGCAGCAGCAACAACAACAGCAGCAGCAGCAGCAGCAGCAGUGGGCCAGGCGGUGGAGGUGGUGGUGGGGACCAGCUGAGCAAAACAAAUUUGUAUAUCCGGGGCCUGCACCCGGGUACCACAGACCAGGACCUUGUCAAGCUGUGUCAACCAUAUGGCAAAAUUGUUUCCACCAAGGCCAUUCUGGACAAAACGACCAACAAAUGCAAAGGGUAUGGCUUUGUGGAUUUUGACAGCCCCACAGCAGCUCAGAAGGCAGUGACAGCACUCAAAGCCAGUGGGGUACAGGCCCAGAUGGCCAAGCAACAGGAACAGGAUCCUACCAACCUCUACCUGUCAAACCUGCCUUUGGGCAUGGACGAGGCUGAACUGGAGUCAAUGCUGAAGCCAUUUGGACAAGUCAUCUCCACACGCAUCCUGCGCGAUGCCAGCGGCACCAGCCGGGGAGUGGGCUUUGCCAGAAUGGAAUCUACGGAAAAGUGUGAAGCGAUCAUCACCCAUUUCAAUGGCAAAUAUAUCAAAACACCCCCAGGGGUACCAGCACCCCCAGAUCCGUUGCUUUGCAAAUUUGCUGAUGGCGGCCAGAAGAAACGGCAGAAUCAGGGCAAAUAUGUGCAGAAUGGACGAGCCUGGCCACGGGAAAGUGACACGAGCGGGAUGACCUUGACCUAUGACCCCACGACAGCACUACAAAAUGGAUUCUACACAACGCCCUACAGCCUGGCUCCUAAUAGGAUGAUUGCCCAGACUGCGCUCUCCCCUUAUCUCCCAUCGCCUGUUUCCUCUUACCAGGUUCAUAGCCCGUCCUGGAUGCACCAUCAAUCGUACCUCAUGCAGCCCACGGGGACUGUGCUGACACCUGCCAUGGAUCAUGCCAUUUCCAUCCAACCCACCUCCAUGAUGGGACCCCUCACCCAGCAGCUGGGCCAUCUGUCCCUCAGCAGUGCUGGCACGUAUAUGCCGGCAGCAGCAGCAGCAGCUAUGCAAGGAGCCUACAUCCCCCAGUACACACCGGUGCCUUCCUCUAGUGUUGCAGUUGAGGAGAACAGUGGUCAGCAGAGCCACGUGACAGUGGAAUCCCCAUCAGAUCAUGCUGCCUACCCGUAUCAGUACAACAAGUAACAACAGUGCCAUCGAGCAGCUCAGCUCUGAGCAAUCACUUCGAGGGAGACAACUUUUUGUGUUCGUUUUUUUUUUAAUUGUGCUGCGUUUAGAAGAUGGAACCGUUUCUUGUUUUUGGAUUUUCCCCCCUCUUUUUUUGGGCAAAGAAAAUGGUUGUUUUGUUUUUGUUUUGUUUUUUAAGAAGGAAAUAACCGCAAUAGACUUUUGACACCAAGGAACCAAAGGAGGUUAGAGGUGGGGUGGAAAGGAUAUUCCCCCAUCCUUUAGAUGUACAGAUGGACUAAGGACUAUUUUAAUACAAGGAAAACAUUUUUGUGCGUG
Messenger RNA from Sceloporus undulatus (fence lizard), 1676 nucleotides. It is a transcript of the gene RBMS2, whose product is annotated as RNA binding motif single stranded interacting protein 2. Gene Ontology annotation, molecular function: poly(A) binding; poly(U) RNA binding; mRNA 3'-UTR binding. The transcript is spliced from 14 exons. Lineage: Eukaryota; Metazoa; Chordata; Lepidosauria; Squamata; Phrynosomatidae. The coding region runs from base 45 to 1355 and encodes 436 amino acids. The record is from RefSeq and is a predicted model, not a curated record. Gene Ontology annotation, cellular component: nucleus; ribonucleoprotein complex; cytosol.